Messenger RNA from Lolium perenne, 541 nucleotides. RefSeq lists its product as uncharacterized. The record is from RefSeq and is a predicted model, not a curated record. Lineage: Eukaryota; Viridiplantae; Streptophyta; Magnoliopsida; Poales; Poaceae.
CCAUAAGCUAAACACCCUCCACGCCAUCUGACCAGCAACCAUACGAAGCCGUUGACUCCGCGGCUUUAAUUUCCCCAACGCCCACCAGGCCACCGCAGACUCUCAACAGCAUCCAAGCAAGAAGAAGAAGAAGAAGAGCUCGAUCGGCCGAGAAAGCAAGGAGACGACCGAGCACGACGGCAUGGACCGGAACAUGACCGGGCUCCUGAUCGGCUGCGUCGGCGCCGCCAUGACGCUGCUGGCGUACCAGCAGACGGUGGUGACCAGCACGCAGUGCAUGGGCGGCGGCCUGCUCGUCCUCGUCGGCGCCCUCUGCAUCAAGGAAGGCUUCUUCUCCUUCUGAUGCCCUGCCCGCGCGUAGCUCCGGGUCUCUUUCGGUUUCAAUUUCCUUGUUGGCAGCUUCGCUUACACUACUUCUGCACUUUCUGUAGCUCCUGUUGGUCGGAUAGUAUGAUCCGCAUGCAUAUUGCCAAUCAAAUUGGGUAUAUCUUGUAAUACCAUGUAAUCUUGUUCGUUUGCAUAGUUCUGUCUUUCUCUUGAA